CCACUAAGAGCUCAGCCCUGGGCGCGAGACCCGGUGCCUGCGGUGCAGACUACCUCUCCCGCCUCGGGCACGCUCCAGCCUGCGCGCUCCCGCGGUCCCGCGCACUCCCGCUGCUUCUUGCUCUGCGCCGCACCGCACAGGCACCCGCUCUGGGAGCUCGCUGCCGGGGCCCUGGCGUGCAGAGAGGGCCUCGGCGGGGCCCAGCGGCGGGGCCCGGGAGGAUGCGGUCCGGGGCGGCCCGAGAGCUGAGCAGGGUCCCCGCGCCAGCCCCGAGCGGUCCCGGCCUUGGAAGCCGCAGCCGCCGCCCCGCCCCCGGGAGACAUGACUUCCAAGCCGCAUUCCGACUGGAUUCCCUACAGUGUCCUAGAUGAUGAGGGCAGCAACCUGAGGCAGCAGAAGCUUGACCGGCAGCGGGCCCUGUUGGAGCAGAAGCAGAAGAAGAAGCGCCAGGAGCCCCUGAUGGUGCAAGCCAAUGCAGACGGGCGACCCCGGAGCAGGCGGGCCCGGCAAUCAGAGGAGCAAGCGCCCCUGGUGGAGUCCUACCUCAGCAGCAGUGGCAGCACCAGCUACCAAGUUCAAGAGGCCGACUCGCUUGCCAGUGUGCAACUGGGAGCCACCCGUCCACCAGCACCAGCCUCAGCCAAGAAAACUAAGGCAGCAGCUGCAUCGGGGGGCCAGGGUGGGGCCCCUAGGAAGGAGAAGAAGGGAAAGCAUAAAGGCACCAGCGGGCCAACAACUCUGGCAGAAGACAAGUCUGAGGCCCAAGGCCCAGUGCAGAUCCUGACUGUGGGACAGUCAGACCACGCCAAGGAUGCAGGGGAGACAGCAGCCGGUGGGGGCACACGGCCCAGCGGGCAGGACCUCCGUGCCACGAUGCAGAGGAAGGGCAUCUCCAGCAGCAUGAGCUUUGAUGAGGAAGAGGAGGAGGAUGAAAACAGCUCUAGCUCCUCCCAGCUAAACAGCAACACCCGCCCUAGCUCUGCCACCAGCAGAAAGUCCGUCAAGGAGGCAGCCUCAGCCCCCAGCCCAGCAGCCCCAGAGCCACCAGUGGAGAUUGAGGUCCAGGAUCUAGAGGAGUUUGCUCUGAGGCCAGCCCCACAGGGGAUCACUGUCAAAUGCCGCAUCACUCGGGACAAGAAGGGGAUGGACCGGGGCAUGUACCCCACCUACUUUCUGCAUUUAGACCGUGAGGACGGCAAGAAGGUAUUCCUCCUGGCGGGAAGGAAGAGAAAGAAGAGCAAAACUUCCAAUUACCUCAUCUCUGUGGACCCGACAGACUUGUCUCGGGGAGGCGACAGCUAUAUUGGGAAAUUGCGGUCCAACCUGAUGGGCACCAAGUUCACUGUUUAUGACAAUGGCAUCAACCCUCAGAAGGCAUCAUCUUCUACGCUGGAAAGUGGAACUUUGCGCCAGGAGCUGGCAGCUGUGUGCUAUGAGACAAAUGUCCUAGGCUUCAAGGGACCUCGGAAGAUGAGUGUGAUUGUCCCAGGCAUGAACAUGGUUCAUGAGAGAGUCUGUAUCCGUCCCCGCAACGAGCAUGAGACACUGCUAGCACGCUGGCAGAACAAGAACACAGAGACCAUCAUUGAGCUGCAAAACAAGACCCCAGUCUGGAAUGAUGACACACAGUCCUAUGUACUCAACUUCCAUGGGCGCGUCACACAGGCUUCUGUGAAGAACUUCCAGAUCAUCCACGGCAAUGACCCGGACUACAUCGUCAUGCAGUUUGGCCGGGUAGCAGAAGAUGUAUUCACCAUGGAUUACAACUACCCACUGUGUGCACUGCAGGCCUUUGCCAUUGCAUUGUCCAGCUUUGACAGCAAGCUGGCCUGCGAGUAGAGGCCUCCUCUGCCUUUAGGGUGGCCCGGUCUGAAGUGGAGCUUGCCUGCCCGCUGAGACAGCUCUGCCUCCCCUGUUAAUAGGCCCUCAGAGGGCUUUCUGGCCUUACCAACCAGAAACUGGCGCUCUGCCUCUGCUGCUGAAGCAGGGGGAUAGCAAAUGGGUAUGAAGGGAAAAGAGUAUUUCUGUGCCCCAAGGUCAACACACAUAACCAAUCUUGGGUCAGUCCCCUGCCACAGUUGUGUUUACCACACGGGGUAGCCUCUUCAGCUGGAGGUACAGUGGAAGGGGAAGCACAGGCAGGGCUGCUGUGGCCCAGCCAUCCACUUCAGCCUACAAGUCAGAGGACAACGGGUAUCCCAGGAGUGCAUGCGUAUGUAUAGGGCACGUAGCUUUAUGUGGCGAAGGGCCUGGUGGUCAGCAGAAAGUACUCCCACCUCAGAAGGGAUCAUCAGGCCUAAGGGAAGUUGGGAGUGGGGCUAGGUGAGUGGCAGGACCCUGCUAGGCUUUCAGGGGACUGGCUGUGCAAAUUAGCUGGCGGCUUAGAGUGGUAGCUCAUUGGUUGCUUCCAGAAGCAAGAACCCAGCUCUCAAGGCCAAAUAUCUGAGUGGAUGGGGGUUACAGGAGUCAUCCAGUAGGCUCCCCUACAGUAGGGCUCUCCGAUGUUGAACAGCCCCAGCACAACUCCUAGGACACACGUGUAGGGUAGAGGUUACCGUGCUUCAGGAAGAAUGUCCUCUCCGGAAGACCCAGCUCCCAUUGUGGCCAGCAUGCCCAGAGCACUGAGGGCAAUCUUAGGGGGAAUGGAACGUGGUAUUUUAGGGCCACCAGCACUCAGAGGUGGUAUGGCUCAUCAAAAGCAAUGCUCAUCCCUGAGAACAUGGGACUUGUCUCUUGGUUACCUAACUGGUUAACGGCAGAGUUCAGAACCUCAAGUUCCUUUGUUCCUACUGUUACCCAGAAAUUAGACCCUGGCCUUCUGUGGUCCAUUCUGCAUACCCUUUCCCUUCCCAUUUCCAGAGACUUAGGACCUCGGAGUCAAUAUCUAAGAUUGAAAACCUUUCAGUAGGGCAUCAGGCAGUUCCCUGUUGAAAGCUGUCUGUUUGGAUCUGACCUGUGCCUGGCCCUCUCUGAGGGCUUCAAGCUGUGCACAGACCUCAGCAGGGCCACUGCACACUUUCUGUGUAGAUGUGGUUGGCAGCCUGGGUUCAUUCCCUCCACUGCCACUCUUCCUUGGAUGGCACCACUCAUCUGGUGGGCUUGGGAAGCAAAGAACUUUUAGACAUUGCUUUAAAACAGAUAUGCUCAGAACGGCUAAGUAGAAACUAAAAAAGUAAAGUUAUACUUUGAAUAUGUAAAUGAGGCUCUAAGGCAAGGAAGCUGGAUUGAAGUCAAUGGAAACAUUACUUAUGAAAAAACCCCUGGAUUUUCCUAUUUCCUUCUAAGCAAGGUACAACUGCUAUAGCAGGACCUGACACACCUGAGCCAUACAUUUCCAUGAGAGGACCUUCCAGUAAGUUAGCCUUUUGUUUACAGUCUAGUGUCUUGAGCGCACCAGGACUUCUGUGCUGGGGCUGGCCUAGCUCCUGAAAGAUUACAGUGCCAUCUGUCCCCUCCCUCCCUUUCGUGAUAAGGAGAAAUCUGAUGUUAGAGUGGUAGGAACCAGAUCUUCAUUCUAGUCAAGCUCUUUCUCUGGGAUGACAGUUUUAAGGUUGAACAGGCUGAUUCUGGAGUAUAGUGUCGAAGAGACCCUGGUGGUAGCGGUGAAACUGGAAGCACAAUGGAAAACUCUUUGCCUCCGCUCUCUGCUUUAGCACACAAAAGAGGGUGUUGGCUACCUGAAUAUAAAUUGGUUGCACCAGGAAAUAGGCCCACUGUGGAGAAAGGUAGCCUCAGCACAAGACCCGUUGUUGGGCACUGAGUGACAAGAGCAGUUGAGUCACCUGCUUCAGACCAGCCUUGGGACUCGGCUCCUGGUGACAUUGCCUUUUCUUGAGCACAGGCCCAUGGACCUCAACCACCAGGGCCCUGGGGUCCCCUGGGUUCAGCCUCUCCCAUAGUAACGUUUUCUUACCUUUCACACCCUCUCCUCCUAGCUGGUCCUUGGCUAGGCAGCACAUUGAUGGUGGGAUGAGUGAACAGUCUGUAAAUGUGGGGCAGCUGGAACCUUAGGCAGCUCCUCUGUAUGCUACUGGCUCUCUACCCUAAAACUCUCCACCCUCUGCUCCAAAACACUUCCUCUGCAGAGUGGUGAUGUUAGCUUCCCCAAGUCCGAGUCUCGCUUUUUCUGUCCUUCUGGCUCCAAGGUGCUCUGUGUCUGUGUGUGUGUGUGUGUGUAUGUAUGUGUGUGUGCGUGUGCACAUGUGUCUGGAGGAAAGGGCAAUCUGCAAUCAACCAACAGAAGUUUAAGAUUAUGUUUGAGUAGGAAAAAAAGGAGGCAGUUGUGACCACUGUGGAUUCUGUCCCUUCUUUCCGUGCUUUCUUCCAUGGUCCCAAGCAGGAGACUAUCAAGGAAAUGUAGGGUCGGUCUCACUGGAGGAGGAGCUGAGAUGGUGUAGUGAUGGUGCCUUAACAAUCUUGACACUAAGAGGAAGCAGGUCAGGUUCAUGCCUAUGGGAAGACAGGUGUUGGGAGCCAAGAUGUGUGAUGACAGGCUGGAAGAGAACUUCUGGUAAACCUCCCUUCUUCAUUGAUGAGCAACAACAUUGUAGAAGUGGUUUAUUUUUUCCUUCUUUUUGGAAAUGGCAAGGUAUUUGCCUCCAAACUUUAUUUAGAAGUAGAGCAGUUCUAAGUGUGAGCAUAGGGUCGACUGCUCUGAUGGGGUCUGCAGGGAGGAGCUACUUCCACAGCUCUGCUCUGCAAGCACAACACCCAUCUCCUUAGUGAACAGCCUGCCUUCCCCUCAGUAACAGCCCUGGCCUUCCCUUCUCUGUACUCCUUGCCCCAGCUGUGAUACCCUCAUGGGACUGCAGGAUGCCAGGUGCCAUCAAAACAUGCUUUCUGUGGUGCCUGGCACUGUGACUGGGGCCCAACUGCCCUGCAGAGUUGGGACCUUACACUGCCCUAGGCUCUGGCUAGUAGACCCGCUCUAGUCUCCAGAACAGGCCAUGGGAUGGAUUCUUACUUUAGUUUUUGGCCACCUGCCCUUAUUCACUUCCAGCUUGCAAUUUUCUGUCAUUUCAAGAUCUUAAGUACUGGGAUGCAUUUGGGUUUUCAGCACAGAGGUAACUUGGUCCAGGAGUAUACAACUGCAUUUAUAGCAGCUAGCACAUUUGAGCAAACUACAUAUUCCUGUGUCUGUCUCUUUACCUGCAAGAUAAAGAUGCAGGCCUGUCAAAGCUUGGUUAGCGAAGGUUACCCCUUGAUCUCAUCACUACCUUUCCUAGCUCAUCACUGUGCCUUCUUUCUUCCCAAAGAAAGAUACUGCACCCCUCUCCUCUGUUCUCCUCCCCCUCCUCCCCCACUAAGGUCCAGGUAGAGCUGGAGAUGAGGCUAAAAUUUAGGGUCUUCUAUAGAGCACCUCAGAGUAGCAUACAAGGGGAAGCCCAGCUCCAGCUUGGUGAGGACAGGCAGCAUUUCUCUUGCUGGGAGCACACUUAGCCAGUUUUCACAACGCCUAGAACAUGUAUGUCGAUUUGUCGAUUUGCACAUGAUUGUCUUUUCCUAUUUUGGAGUUGUCAGACAUUUUAUUUUUGUUUAAAAUUAUCUGGAGUUUUAGACAAACUUGCAAAACUGUGCUUUUAUUAAGUGACUUUUUGAAUAAACUUUUUGGUAUUCUGAAGCAAAUGUAUUUAUUUAUUGUAUGUGCAAUGACAAACUUGGUAUUUUCCCAUAAUGGCAUUAUGUAUGUUGUAGAAUGUAGUGUUUGUCUAAAUACAGACAUGUAUCAACACAUUAAACUUGAA
Molecule: messenger RNA, 5744 nt
Organism: Microtus oregoni (creeping vole)
Lineage: Eukaryota; Metazoa; Chordata; Mammalia; Rodentia; Cricetidae
Gene: Tub
Product: TUB bipartite transcription factor
Exons: 12
Coding region: 322-1839 (505 amino acids)
Biological process (GO): protein localization to cilium
Cellular component (GO): cilium
Source: RefSeq, a predicted model, not a curated record